AUGGAUGUCGCUCACGCCGCCCGUGCGGAGGGGUGCGGUGUGCACGCGCUGCGUCACCGGCGGCACCCAGUGCGCAGCAUCUUUGCGCCCCUGCCGCGCAAGGCGCCCGUCACGCGGGCGGAACGCCCCGCUGGCGCCUGCCUGCACUCCUUCAAGCGUGCUCCGGGAGCGCAUUCCUGCCCACGCGGCCUGGUCAGGCGCGGGCGCUGCAUCCGAGCCUCGGCCACCGCGGACAGAGCCUCCGAGCCCUCGGAGCUGCUCAGGCUGCAGGCCUGGAUCAACGAGUUCGGCGAACAGCCCGCAAAGCUCACACCGUCGACACUUCCGGGCGCGAACAGGGGGUGGGGUCUCGUCGCGGACGAGAGCCUGAGUCAGGGUCAGCUGUUGUUGCGGGUGCCAAAGUGGGCGAUGAUGACGGCCGAGAGCGGGGCGGCGUCCGCGCACUGCGGCGCGCUCAUCGACGCCGCGAACCUCUCGGAGUGGCAGGCGCUCUGCCUGCACCUCCUGUGCGAGUGCGCGGCGGGAGAGCACUCGCGCUGGGCUGCGUACCUCGCCGCGUUGCCUCCCCGGGACAGCGACUGGCACCCCCUCCUCUGGCCCGACGAGCGCGUCGAGCUGAUCAGGGGUUCGUUUAUGUCUGAGACGCUGCAGCGGCGCGUGGCGGAGGUGCUGUCCGACGUCGAGGUGCUGGUGAGUGCGGGCGCGAACGAGCUGCUCGUCGCGGGCCAUCUCUCGGAGCCGCUCGUCACAGAGCGGUCGAUGCGGUGGGCAGCGGCGGUGCUGCUGUCGCGCGCGUUCAGCCUGAGCUUCGAGCGCGACGAGUUCGACGUGGACGACGACGACGACGACAACGCUAUCAUCCUCCAGGACCCGCAGGCCGCCGAGCCAGAGGCUCUCGACGUAGAGGACUUUGAUCGAUCGGGGUGCGACGGGUUCCUGGAGCCGCCCGUGGACGCGUCCUUCCUGGACGACUCCUUCUCGGACGAGAUGCCCGGGCGGUGGGACGCGCCGGCGCCCGCGCUGGCGCUGGUCCCGUGGGCGGACAUGCUGAAUCACUCCAGCGACGCAGGGCAGUCGUCAGUGCUGCGGUUCAACCACGGGACGCAGCAGGCGACCCUGCGCGCCCACCGCGACUACUCCCCAGGAGAGGAGGUGUUUGAUUCGUACGGGCCGCAGAAGUCCCCCUCGGAGCUCCUGAUGGACUACGGCUUCGUGGACGCUGCGAACCGCAACUUCUGGGUGGAGGUGCCCCUCGCCGUGCUCGCCCGGCCCGCGGGCGCCGCGGCGCAGGCGCUGUUCGAGGUCGCGCUUCUGGGGGACUUCGGCGCCGUUCUGGACGACGCGGGGCCCGACCAGGCGAUCCUGUCGUGGGUGCGCGCCGCCACGGGGACCGACGGCGAGCUGGCGGAGCUCGGCUGGGACCCGGCGGGCGGCGCGAUGGGCGACGCAAUGGCCGUGGUGUGGGAGCUCGAGGAGCCCGCACCGCGCGAGUGGGAGGCGAGGAUGUACGACCACCUGAUAGAGACGCUCGACACGCAACUGGCCAAGUACCCGGCGUCGCUGGAGGAGGACCAGGCGCGGCUGGCGACGGCGCAGCUGAACGAGGGCAGCGCGGUGGAGUGUUCGAUUCGCCUGGCUCUGAUGUCGGAGAAGAUCGCGUUGAGAGGCAGCCUGGAGCGGCUCAUGGAGGCCCGCAAGCGACUGUGA
This is a messenger RNA of Pedinophyceae sp. YPF-701, 1707 nucleotides long. Lineage: Eukaryota; Viridiplantae; Chlorophyta; Pedinophyceae. The record is from the annotation of a GenBank genome assembly.